AAUGGGACAAGCUUGUACAAGUGCUGAUAUAGCUGCUUACACAGAAGAUUUUAGACCUCCUUAUCCUUAUCGAAAUGAAGCUUUAAAAUUUAGUGAAAUGGAAGUUUAUGAACAUACAGGGGAUCCUUAGUUUAAAUUAGUUAGAGCCAAACUCUAUGAUAGUUAUUUCAGGAUUAGAGAUUAACUUGAAUAUUUAGUUAAACGUGAAUAAGAUCCAUUUAACAUAGUGAUUCAUAAGUAUGAUAGUGAUUUUAUAUCAAUCAAUAUGUUCUUUGAUUUUCCAAUAAGAUUGGAAGAUUUUGUAUCAACUAAAUUAACAGUACCUGAAGUGUGGUCAAUGUUAGGAUAUGUAUCAUCAGCUUUAGCUAAGUUGCAAGAAUAGAAACAACAUUAUAACAAUAUCAACCCUAAAGGAAUAUUCAGAGUCUAUACAAUUGAAUAAUAGUAUGUAUAUAAAUUAGCAGAUCCUUUUCUAUUUCAUAAUUAAAUAAUGAGAAACUUUUAUAGUCCCAUCAUGUAUUAUAAAACUCAUCCAGAACACGAUCUAUUUAAAUCAGAUACAUUUUCUUUAGGAUUAGUUUGUCUAUAUUCUUUGGGAUUUAAGAAAACUGAAAUAUUAUAUAAAUAAGAUCGAUUUGAUUUUGAAUUGUUAGAUGAAAUAAUAACUAGAUUUAAAUUACCUUUAUAUUUUGAUAGAUUACUUCGAUCAAUGUUAGAAGAAGAAGAAUAUGGGAGACCAGAUCCAAUUCAAUUAUCAAUCUCUGUAAGUAAUUAUACUAAGGCUUAUAAAUUACCUGAAUUAAAGACAGUUAUGGUAGUAUAUAAUAAAUAAAUUUUAAAAACAGCAUAAUCUCCUGAUGCAACAGAAUCAAUAAUAGAUAUAAGGACACCAGAAAAUAAAAUAUUAGAAUUGCCAAAAGCUUUGAAGGUUGAAAUAUUAUAAGGUCAUUUGCCUUAUACAAAUGGAUGUUAUUAUGUAGGUUCAUAUAAUGGGAAAACUAAAAAGAGAGAAGGGAGAGGUAUCUUCUUUUCUAAGGAUGGUCUUAAAUUGAUAGAAGGGACAUUUCUGAAUGAUCUUCCUGAAGGAGAUGAUAUAGAGAUGUGGAGAGAAGAUGCUUAAGAUGAUACAACUCACGUAGAUUUAUCAAAUUGGGAAUACUUUAAGGGUUAAGUUGCUUAAGGAAUGAAAUAAGGGAAAGGAGAAUUAAGAUUUAAGAAUCAAAAUUACUUUAGAGGAACAUUUAUUGAUGAUUAAGUUUGUGGAUCUGGAAUAUAUUAUUAUUAAAGUCAUUGCAUUGAAGGCAUUUGGAUGAAUGAUAAAUUUAUAGCAGAACAUUAUUGA
Paramecium sonneborni is the source of this 1342-nucleotide messenger RNA. Lineage: Eukaryota; Ciliophora; Oligohymenophorea; Peniculida; Parameciidae. The record is from the annotation of a GenBank genome assembly.